This is a messenger RNA of Solea senegalensis (Senegalese sole), 4749 nucleotides long. It is a transcript of the gene golga1, whose product is annotated as golgin A1. NCBI's taxonomy places the organism in Eukaryota, Metazoa, Chordata, Actinopteri, Pleuronectiformes, Soleidae. Gene Ontology annotation, cellular component: Golgi apparatus. The transcript has 24 exons. The coding region runs from base 369 to 2885 and encodes 838 amino acids. The record is from RefSeq and is a predicted model, not a curated record.
CAGUCGUCUGUGUGGAGGUGAUUACGUGUAGCUCACAGACUAGCACUAGCACUAGCAGUAGCAUCAGUGACAGCAGCUACCUUGUCAAACCGGACAGUGCCACCAACGAGUCACCACAGUAGGAGUUGUUGGAGUUUAUUCCGAGUAAAAUGGAUGAAAUGCGGCCCCGGACUGAUAUUGUUCGAAGUUAAUAUGAUGUGGCAUGAUGGAAUCACCACCAUUGAAUUCUUCUGAGUGGGACACACGGACACGGCUCUGUCUCAGUCCCCAGAACAAGGAGCCAUAAACUCCAUGCGUCGAGUGAAGCCACGUACUCCACAGACACUGCGAUUUGCACUGGAAAAUAGACACUGACUGAAAGACAAGCCAUGUUUGCCAGGCUGAAAAAGAAGCUUGCAGAGGAAGCAGCCACUGCUCCGCGGAGUGGCGUCCGUAUACCACGCACCAUCAGCAAGGAAUCCAUCACGUCAGUGGGAGCAGACUCAGGCGAUGACUUUGCAUCUGAUGGCAGCAGCUCCAGGGAUGACCUGCCCACUCUGCUCCUCAGAAGGAACGAUCAGAUCCGGAAGCUGGAGGCCAAGCUUUCAGACUACGCUGAGCAGCUACGAAUUAUGCAGAAGACCAAGGACAAGCUUGAAAUUGCUUUAGAAAAGCAUCAGGAUUCGGCGAUAAAGAAACUCCAGGAGCAGAGCGAGUCUCACCAGGCUGGCAGAGCCAAAAUGGCCGAGGGGAUGACUUUAGCUCUGGAGAAGAAGGAUCAGGAUUGGAUGGAGAAGAUGGAAAUUCUGGAAAAGGAGAAGACUGAAUUGUCGGCUCAACUGCAAGACAUGAUGGAGCAAAGUCUGACUCUCUUCAAGAAAAGGGAUGACCUGGAUGAACUGGAGGGUUUUCAACAGCAGGAGCUGGCCAAAGUGAAACACAUGUUGCUGAGGAAGGAGGAGCAGCUGAACCAGCAGGAGCGACAGCUCCACAAGAAAGAGGCUGAAGUCCAGUCGGCAAAGCGUGGGCUUUCUGAGGCUCGAGGGAAACUCCAGACUCUGGAGCAGCAACAUGACGAGAGCUGCAGACUCAACUCUGAACUGGAAAUAGAGCGAGAGGAACUGCUGCUGCUCAGAGAGGAGGCCGACAGGAAGAUCAGUGAGCUGGAGGGAAAAUGUCAGGAGCUGCAAUCGGUCGUCCAGCAGGUCUCUGAAGACUUCCAGAAGUCACAGAGUAUGGUGUCAACUCUAGAGAAUUCACUCCGUGAUUUACAGACUGAACAUGAUUCUCUAAAACUGCAACAGCAAAAGGCUGCUGUGACAAAGGAGGAGAAGGAGCGCUUGUUGGUGGACCUUCAGAAGAAAGUCACCUCCCUGGAAAGACGACUGCAGGGGAACCUGAGUCAGGAUGAGCAUCUACAGGAGCUUCUCCAGGAGAAGUCCAUCCUGGAGCAAAGUGUAGCUGAGACCAGAGCGGAGCUGCUGACCGUGCGGACAAACCAUGCUGAUACUGUCAGCUCACUGGAGGCACAGGUUUCCAGAAUGAGCUGCAGCAUCACUGAGCUGCAGACCCUGCUCCGACACAAGGACGACUCUUCCAGGGCCUACAGAGAGAGAACAGACACACAAGUUUGUAACCUGGAGCAGCAGGUCCUGGAGUGUAGUGAGAGACUGAAGAGUGCUGAGCAGCACAUCACAGACAAACAGCAGCACAUGGAUCAACUGCGUGCAGUGUGGAGUGCAGAGAAAGCCUUUCUGGACCAGCAGGUGUGUUUGUUGCAGCAGCAGAGUGAGGAGAAGGUCGCUCGACUGGAACAAAGCAUUGUGUCAUUAGAGAAGGAUAAACAGACGCUGCGGGACAGAUUGGCUGAUGUGGAGAGGCAGAGUGAUGAUGUGAAUGCCACACUGACGCAGAGGAUGGAGGAGCUGGAGCAGUGCAGGCUGGAGCUCAACAGUCGGCAGACGCUGAGCACAGAAAUCGCCAAAGCUCUUGAAGAAAGCAGGCGACAGAAGGAAGAGCUGCAGAAACAGGUUGGAGAGCAGGCCACAUCCCUGCAGAGCUCACAGCAGGAACUGUCCACUGUCACUGAGAAGCUGGCGCUCGCAGAGGAGAACAUCACAGCUCUACAGAACGAGGUGCAGAGUGGACAGGCCUCUCAGGUCCAGCUGCAGGAGCAGGACGAGCGACUGCGAGCUCAGCUCAAGCAGAUGGAGCUGGACAGAGACUCUGAGCUGAGCAGCCUGAAGACGGAGCUGCUCAGUCAGACAGAGCAGUUAGACCGCUGCCAGGCACGGGUCUUGUAUCUGGAGGUGGAGGUAGAAACUCUGACAGAACAGCUUCACAGCCCUGCAGUGUGUGAGGACGACCACAACGGGAGUGUGACGGUGGAUGAUCUGGAUCACAUUCACAAAGUCAACAGAGAGUUGGAGCAGCAGCUCAACGACAAGAACAGGACCAUCAAGCAGCUGCAGCAGAGACUGGCUGAACUGAAGAGAACACUGCAGAAAGAACUGAAGCUGAAGUCUGAACCAGAGGCUGAAGUGAAGGAGAAGCUGACAGAAAGCCGAGCAGAAAAGCAGGAGAGGUUUUGUCCGGAGCUCUCACCGGUGUCCACCCUGAGUCCCCCGACCUCCAACACCACCGUGACCAACACGUCCGACCUCAACGACUCACGGGAAAUCAACUUUGAAUACCUCAAACAUGUCGUCCUCAAGUUUAUGUCCUCCAGAGAGGCUGAGGCGUUUCAGCUAAUACGAGCUGUUUCUGUGCUGCUGAACUUCUCCCGUGAGGAAGAGGACAUGUUGAAGCAAACUCUAGAGUACAAGAUGUCCUGGUUUGGGUCCAAGCCUUCUCCUAAAGGGACGAUCCGGCCUUCGGUCUCAGGCACCUCGACUCAGUGGAGAUGAUGAGCAGCAGCAGCAGCAGCAGCAGCAGCAGCAGCAGAAGCUGGAGCUGAAAGGAUUUACCUCCAUGAGGAACACGUUUCUAGCUUUAAAAUGUGAACAGUGUUGUUGUCACAGAGCUGCACAGGUCGUGGAUAAGGACAAAUUCAUCAUCAGUUUAAAAGGAUCAUAUUUUCUUGAUAAUGGUUGAGGUAAAUCUGACUAAGCAUAAUUCAUACAUGAUUUAAAAGUGACCUGCUGAGAAAAUGACAUCAGCUAUUUUAGGAACUAUUUUUGAGAGAAAAAGGAGCCUGACUUGAUAAACUAAUGUUGCCUGGUGUGAGUCUGAACAGCUGCUUCUUCCAACUGUAUCAUUUUAAGAUAAACGAGGGGUUUGUGUUUAACACUAACACAUCAGGUCUGGGCCACAUGCAUGAACAUCUGGUUUUUCAUGUAGACACGGAUGUUCGGCACAUUGCACAUCACAGUUGGCCACAGUGCUCGCAUGCACACAAGAAUUUAAACUGAUUUAAACCACUUAUGGAAAGGAGUUUGCUGUAGAACUGCUUUGUCCCUCACACCAAACUCCAUGGUCACACAGGAGCUGUUCUUCCAUCAUUAGGAGACGAGCAGCUCCUGUGUCUCUGAGUUUAAAUCGCUGAUAAGAGGUUUUGUGUCCUGUGCUGAAGAUGAUGAGGGUUUUAUUAGGCGUGACUAAAAUCAGUGUUUCCUUGUGUUCGUGCUGGCUGCCGUGGUUUGACCGUGUGUCUGUAUUAAACAUGACCUUACACGUGCUGAUGUCAGUGUGGUCAGUCAGGGUAAACCAUUACAACUGCUCUUCAUGACCACUGACUGUUCUCACCACGACACGACUUUCUCUGGGCUGUAGGCUCCAACCUAAACCACCAAUAAGCUAAAAUAACUUGUUGUUUGAAAGAGCGCCCCCUUCAGGGUCAAAGAAGACUCCAAAUAUGGCUGCCACGAGCCUACACUGAUGAAUCUACAAUAUGAUUGAUGUGGACUUUAUUUGACUGUUUGGUUUAUAAUUAUUAUAAUAAUAAUAAUAACAAUGGUGUGGUGUAAUAAGUGAAUUUGAUGUAAUUAAUGCCAGAAGGACAUGCUCUACCUUUACCUGCCUUUGCUAAUGUAAAUGAAUGUACAUUCCAUGUGUCUAUUUAUGUACAGAAACAUGUACAUAUGGUAUGCGUCGAGAACUUUAUAAAUCAGUGGAUGUAAAUGGUUUGAUGUUUGUUUUGCAGUAUUUAUCAUAUUUUUAAAUCAGUGGGAGGAUCUGCAUGUCUGCUGUUCAAACGGAAUCAUGGGAUGUCCAACGAAAGCAGAAUCAUUGAAUCAUAGAACAUACAAGGGUCGUCGUCUAAACCAGUGGCUCCCAAAGAGCGGGUCGAGACCCACAGAGGAGUUGUGGGAGAUGUUUUUGGGUCCCCCAUGCAAUUUUCCCAAUGUUAUAGUUAAGAUUUAUGGGUUUAUAUUUUAUAUAACAUGCAUAAAAUUCUAAAUGAUAUCAGCUGUAAAUGAGUUGCUUCAUUAUGCACAAAUUUGCUCUUGUCAUGAUUUAUAUCAGAGUUAUGAGAUGGGUCUCCAUAGAAAGUUAGGGAAACACUGGUUGUUCUUCAUGUCAUUCAUCUGUUGUCUUCAUACUUCCAUAGCAAGAAAACAUCUGUGACCACAGAACGUUUCCCUGCUGGGUGAUUAAAUACUGUCUCCAUGAGAAUCUAAACAAAGAGUCAAUGCACUAAUUCUGCUGUGGUAAAACUCGCCAAACAGUCACUACAGUGUUUGUCUUUUUGCUUUGUAUGAUUUAACAUUUGCUGCUGGGUUUCCCUUUUCUCUUGUUUCUUAAUAUUAAAACCAAAAAUCUAGAAACCUC